Plutella xylostella (diamondback moth) is the source of this 2661-nucleotide messenger RNA. RefSeq names its product solute carrier family 30 member 7 (gene ZnT86D). Gene Ontology annotation, molecular function: zinc ion transmembrane transporter activity. NCBI's taxonomy places the organism in Eukaryota, Metazoa, Arthropoda, Insecta, Lepidoptera, Plutellidae. The record is from RefSeq and is a predicted model, not a curated record. Gene Ontology annotation, cellular component: Golgi apparatus; membrane; cytoplasmic vesicle. Gene Ontology annotation, biological process: intracellular zinc ion homeostasis; zinc ion import into Golgi lumen.
CAUUCUGUCUGUCAAAUUUUCAAUAAAUGUCACAUCACAAUCACCAAAUCCAUUUUUGUUGUAAAAUACUUUAAAUUAGGAAAUUACACAAAAACCAUGAUCAUACUGAGUAUAUUUAGUUCCUAGCAUUCAUCAGCUAUUACCUCCUCUAUUACUUUCUCUCAUUCUACUUGAAAUAUUAAUUUUUCGGAGGUUAUAUCGGACGGUCUUUACAGUAUUUUAGUUACACGUAUGCAGUGUUUAAAGUGUGUGUUUUAUUAGUUUUAUGAGUGAUUCUGUUUCAAAUAUCGUACAUAAUGCCGUGUGGAUGUGUGUCGCCGAUUUUUAUAUUCCAACUUCCAGUUAUUUUGGUUUAAAACCGCAAUAACCGCAACCUAUAGUUUUGCCUUCCUCCUUGGUAGCUAUUCGUGAAAAGUUGUGAUAAAUAAGGCAUUUAUACAAUAUAAUAUUGUUUAUAGUAAUUCAGGAAUUGAUAUGAAUGUUAAAAAAUAAUCUAAUUAGAAUAAUUCUUAUACAGUAUGGUGUAAAAGAAUAUUAAGCAAAUACAUAAACUAUUCAAUAUUUUAAAGGCUUCUGUAGAUGAUAGUUUUUUUGAAGAUACAAAAUGCUGCCAUUAAUACAGAAGGACACGACCCGGUCGCCCCGUCUUGGAGGAGGCUUAUUUGAGAGGUUCAACAAUUGGCUGAGACUCAUUUAUUCUGACAAAAACUCUAGAAAUCUAUUUCUUUUCCUUAUUCUUAACUUAUCUUUUGCAUUCGUUGAACUUUUCUAUGGAAUAUGGACCAACAGCUUGGGCCUUAUCUCCGAUGCAUUCCACAUGUUCUUUGACUGCACGGGUCUGGUGGCUGGUCUUGCCGCCUCUCUCAUUUCCAAGUGGAGGGCCAAUGAGAGAUAUUCAUAUGGAUAUGCCCGAGCGGAGGUGGUGGCCGGCUUUGUCAAUGGACUGUUCCUGUUGUUCAUUGCUUUCUUCAUCUUGAGUGAAGCUGUUGAGAGAGCUAUUGAGCCUCCUGAGGUAAAACACGAGCGUCUCCUGCUAGUCUCAAUCCUGGGCUUCCUCGUCAACAUGGUGGGCAUAUACGCGUUCCACCACGGCCACGGGCACGGCCACGGCGGCCACGGCCACUCACACGGCGGCCACGGCCACUCCCACAACGGCCACGCUGAACACGGCCACUCACACGACAUUGAAGCGCCGACUGGAGCCGGCUCAGCGAUCAUGCGAGGAGUUUUCUUGCACGUUCUAGCUGAUACUCUAGGAUCGGUUGGGGUGAUUAUAUCAGCUUUGUUAAUGAGAACUUUCGGAUGGAUGCGGGCAGACCCGAUAUGUUCCAUGGCGAUCGCCUUAUUGAUAGCGGCGAGUGUGGUGCCUCUUAUAAGAGAUUCUGCCGGGGUCUUGAUGCAGCGAACGCCGACAGUGCUCGAGCGCUCGCUCCCAUCUUUAUACACCAGAGUGUGCGGGUUAGCGGGAGUCCAUGCAGUUCAGGAACCUCAUUUCUGGACGCUAUGCAGCGAUGUGCACGUGGGCGCUUUAAAGCUGGAAGUGUCUAGGGAAGUGGACCCUAGAUACGUGACGCAGCAAGCAGCGAGAAUCUUCCGCGACGUCGGGGUCACUCACCUUACAGUGCAGCUCGACUACCCCCCCCUCUGAUCCGAACCCCUCCCCGCCCCCGCUAAAUAGAAGUAAAGGACUGGACUGUUGUGUACAUAAAGUAAGAUUCAGUUUUGGUUGUUUUGUGGUUGGAGACGCGGUGUGAAAUUUAUGAUUUGUGUUUUUUAAUGAAAUACUGGUAGGAAAAUUAUAAAGCUAAUUUAAGGAUGUUGUUUCUUUGAUUUCGGUUAGGUGGUAAAACUUCCGUCGUAAUGCGUAGGUCAAUCUACAUUAACCAAUUUUUAACCGAUUAUAGGUAAAGUUAGGGCUAGAAUGAUCUCUAGUUAUUCCAUAGACAUUUUUAUAAUUUUCCUUUAGUUAUUUUAUUUAAAGUAUUAUACAUAAAGUUCAGAAGUAGUGGCGUUAUCCCGGUUUCUGGAAUGCUAUUUUAAGUUAACCAUUGAUAAUUGUUAGCGUUAUCCAUUAAUUUAUAUAUAGUGUACCUAAAGCUGUCUGCAUCCAACUAUUACCUUUUAGAUGUAAUUACUGCCCAUCCUAUCCUUAGGGUGUCCCACAAUACUUCUAGGCAAAAAAAGUAAAAUGUAAAAGUAACCUGCUUAAUUAUAUUAAUUUAUUCUAGCCUCUUAAUCUUGGAUUAACUUUGAACAGUCUACCAGAAACUGGGAGUUAGAGAUUUUUCAUACAUUGUGAUAAUUAUAAGAAGAUUCUUCCAUAACAUAAGUUGUGGAGAAUUAAUGCAAAAUAUGUGUACAUUUUGCAACAAUACAUUUUAGCAAACAAUAUUUUUAUUUUUCUAUUUAUGUAAUGAAUGUAUGUAUAUUAUUUUUACUUAAUUAAAUAGCUUUAUUUUAAAUAAUUACGUACUAAGCUAUAGUUUACUGUAUGUAAAAUACCUACAAUGUUUUAGUAUCUAUAUUUUUGUUACGUAGCUCUUUUUUAAUAUUUAGGAAUAUUGUUGUGGUAAUUUGGCACAUUCCAAUAUUAUUUUUAGUAGGUAUAAAUGCAUACACAUUGUGUAAACUGAAAUAUACACUAUUUACUUUGGAUCUACU